AUGUCUGUCUAUAUGCGAAGCAUAUUAUAUAUUCGGCGUUUUCAUAUAGUAAAUCCUAGAUCUAAAUUAAGUACGUUUGCGUUUGGGCACCGUACAAUAGCUACUUCUGUGGCAAGGCUGGCAACAGAAUCUAAAGUAAAAUCUAAUGAAGCUGCGAGUAAGGCGUAUAGUGAUACUUUACUCUUACCUAAAACAAAUUUUCCGCUUCGAGCGGAUGCUGCAAAACGCGAAAUUACUUUUAGAAAACGAUGCACUGAAGAUUUAUACCUAUGGCAGCUAGAACACAAUCCAAAAGAGUUAUUUAUACUACACGAUGGUCCACCGUAUGCGAAUGGAAACUUGCAUAUAGGGUGGGACUGUCAUGGACUACCAAUUGAAUUGAAGGCGCUUUCAGAGCUCAAAGCAGACGGUACUGUUUUAUCACCUAUGGAAAUAAGAAAGAUUGCGCGUGAGUGCGCGUUGAAAGCAAUCGAAACGCAGAGACAAGAUUUUAUGAGUUGGGGUAUUAUUGGCGAUUGGGAUAACACUUACAGGACAUUAGAUAAAGAGUAUGAAGUACGUCAGUUAAAAGUAUUUCACGCAAUGGUAAAAAAAGGUUAUAUUUAUAGACAAAAUAAGCCUGUGUAUUGGUCUCCGUCGUCGAGAACGGCUUUGGCUGAAGCAGAAUUAGAAUAUCGCGAUGAUCAUGAAAGUCGCUCUGUUUAUGUGAAAUUUCCUGUGGACAAAUUUUCAACGAGUUUAUCAGGAAUUAUUCCUGAAAAUAAUUCAAUUUUUGCAUUAAUAUGGACUACAACACCAUGGACACUUCCUGCUAAUCAGGCAGUUGCAAUAAAUCCCAAAAUUAUAUAUUCGAUUGUUAAAGUUGACUUUACAUCGAAUAAAGAAUAUUGUAUUGUUGCUAAAGAGAGAUUGAAUACAUUGCAACAGAUUCUCGGUUUCGAAAGUUUUGAUUUUAUCGCGGAGUUUCCAGGCUCGGCAUUGAUCGGAACCGAAUACAAACACCCAAUAACCAAAAACCUGCAUAAUAUAAUUGCAGCUUCCCAUGUAACCUCAGAAUCGGGUACUGGUUUGGUUCACAUCGCUCCCGGGCAUGGAAUGGAUGAUUAUGAAGCUUGCAGAGAAUUGAAUUUAGCUACAUUUUGUCCGGUUGAUGAUUUUGGAAGAUUUACCUCUGAAGUUGGAGAAUCGUCUUUCGAGGGUAAAGCUGUGCUAACAGAAGGAACCACAGCUGUCAUUGAAUAUUUAAAUGCAAACAAUAUAUUAUUAAAAGAACAAAAAUACACUCAUAAAUAUCCUUAUGAUUGGAGAACAAAGAAACCGAUAAUUUUGAGAGCUACAUCGCAAUGGUUUGCCAAUGUCAAAGAUAUACAACAAAAAGCUAUAAUGUCAUUGGCUAAUGUAAAAAUGUAUCCCGAGAGCGCGCUUCAUCGUCUCGAGAGUUUUAUUAAAUCUCGGAAUGAAUGGUGCAUUUCCCGACAACGUUCAUGGGGUGUUCCUAUUCCCGUCUUGUAUGAAUCAGAAACCGAUGUUGCAUUGUUGACUGAUAGUUCGGUGCAACAUAUCAUUGAAAUCAUUAAAAUGCACGGAUCUGAUGGAUGGUGGACGUCUGAUGAACAGGAAUUAGUUGCACCUGAAUACCGCGACAAUGGUAUAACAUAUAAGCGCGGCAUUGAUACUAUGGAUGUAUGGUUUGAUAGUGGUGUAUCUUGGACUCUAAUUGAAGAAAUGUUUAAAAGAUCUGGAAAUGAACCCGUAGCCGACUUAUACUUGGAGGGAAGCGACCAACAUCGUGGAUGGUUUCAAUCAUCUCUAUUAACAUCAAUCGCGGUUUCUGAUAAACCACCUUAUUCAACAAUAAUCACCCACGGAUUUAUCUUGGAUGAGAAAGGACGAAAAAUGUCAAAGUCUUUAGGGAACGUGGUGGAACCUAAAACAAUCACGCAAGGUGGAAAGAACCGGCAAACACAUCCUCCGUAUGGCACAGAUAUAUUGAGACUUUUGGUCGCGUCAUCUGAAUACACAAAGGACGUAAAUAUUGGAAAAACAUUUUUGAGUCAAGUGAUUGAUAAUAUGCGUAAAUAUCGUAAUACGGCGCGUUUCAUGCUUGGAAAUUUGAAUGACUUUAAUUAUAAAGAUCAAGUGGAAACUGAAUCGUUAAAACCGAUUGAUCGUUACUUGCAACAUCAAUUAUACCAUUUCGGUGAACAAGUUAAUCAAGCAUAUGCAGAAUUUUCAAUAAGCCAUAUUGUUCAAGCGCUUAAUAAUUUUACGAAUGCCAACUUGUCCGCAUUUUAUUUCGAAAUUGUGAAGGAUCGAUUAUACGCAGAUCACGCCGGUAGCUUGAGCCGGCGAGCUGUACAAACAGUUCUUUAUCAAAUUUUAAAUGUGUAUACGUUAUCGCUUGCACCUAUUGUGCCACAUCUUGCCGAAGAGAUUUAUGAAAACUACAAAAUCAUUGGGUCUAUUCCACAUAAUAGCGUUUUUCAACUUGGCUGGUAUCAUUUGGAAAAAGAAUGGAAUAAUCCCUCAAUUGCAAGUGAAUUUGAAAUUUUAAAGGAUCUACGAAGUGAAGUUAACUAUUUGUUAGAAAUGGCUAGACAAGACAAGUAG
Ambispora leptoticha is the source of this 2610-nucleotide messenger RNA. The record is from the annotation of a GenBank genome assembly. Lineage: Eukaryota; Fungi; Glomeromycota; Glomeromycetes; Archaeosporales; Ambisporaceae.